AUGUUACUGCUCACAAAUAGUCAUUUUGUAAAUUUCGUUGAUUGUUCCCGCGAAUAUUGUGUUUCAUCAAAAAUGAGUGAAUUAGAUCAACUAAGACAAGAAAGUGAACAGCUCAAAAAUAUGAUCAGGGAGGCACGAAAAGCUGCAGCUGAUACUACAUUACUUCAGGCAUCCUCCAACGUGGAACCUGUAGGUAGAAUCCAGUUACGCACUCGCCGUACUUUACGUGGACACUUGGCUAAAAUUUAUGCUAUGCAUUGGAGUACUGAUUCUCGUAAUCUUGUAUCAGCUUCACAAGAUGGCAAACUCAUAGUAUGGGAUGGAUAUACUACUAAUAAGGUUCACGCCAUUCCUCUAAGAAGUAGUUGGGUCAUGACAUGUGCGUAUGCACCUUCCGGUAAUUAUGUUGCAUGCGGUGGUUUGGAUAAUAUUUGUUCUAUUUACAACCUAAAAACACGCGAAGGAAAUGUACGUGUUAGCCGUGAACUACCAGGACAUACGGGAUAUCUGUCUUGUUGUCGUUUUCUCGAUGAUAGUCAGAUUGUGACGAGUUCUGGUGAUGUCACCUGUGGACUGUGGGACAUUGAAACUGGUCAACAAGUCGCUACGUUUACAGGUCAUACAGGUGACGUUAUGAGUCUUAGUGUAGCUCCUGAUCUGCGGACUUUUGUUUCAGGUGCUUGUGAUGCAUCUGCAAAGCUAUGGGAUAUACGUGAUGGUCAAUGCAAACAAACAUUCCCUGGGCAUGAAUCCGAUAUCAAUGCUAUUAUCUUCUUUCCGAGUGGUUUGGCUUUCGCUACUGGUAGUGACGAUGCUACUUGUCGACUGUUUGAUAUUAGGGCUGAUCAAGAAAUUGGAAUGUUUAGUCAUGAUAAUAUUAUUUGUGGAAUAACAAGUGUUGCGUUCAGUAAAAGUGGAAGGCUAUUACUUGGGGGAUAUGAUGACUUUAAUUGUAAUAUAUGGGAUACUCUGAAACAAGAACGCGCUGGUAUAUUGGCUGGCCAUGAUAAUCGUGUCAGUUGUUUGGGUGUGUCUGAAGAUGGCAUGGCAGUGUGCACAGGAUCAUGGGAUAGUUUCUUGCGAAUAUGGAACUGA
Molecule: messenger RNA, 1095 nt
Organism: Heterobilharzia americana
Lineage: Eukaryota; Metazoa; Platyhelminthes; Trematoda; Strigeidida; Schistosomatidae
Source: the annotation of a GenBank genome assembly